GUGUGAUUGGCUGGACUCGCCUUGUUGCCGUGGCGACGGCAGGGGGUUUGGUAGCGUUGCUGUGCGGUGUGAUUUCUGCGCUGCGUGGAUAGAGGAAGCUUGCAGCUGCUGAUCUCUGACACACACAGCGACAGGCAUCUAUAUGAACAUAUAGUGAACCUCUGCCAUAUUGCAAAACAGGCACGACGUGCAUGAAUAACACCAGGGUUUAAUGGGUCCUGUAAUUGGAAUGUCGCCAGAUAAGAAAGCGGAAACCCCUGGGAUGCAAGAGCUGGUGGGAUCGCGGGCCACCGCGUGCGGAAUGGGCACCCUGCCAGAAGCGGAGAGUGCGGCCAGCCCCAAAGCGACCAGCGUGGACAAGGGGCUGGGCGAUGACGAGGAGCUCACCAACCUCAACUGGCUGCACGAGAACCUGCUGCAGAACUUUACACUGGGCACAGAGGCCCAGCCCAGCGUCAGCCCCCUGUACGACAUCGAGGGGGGUGGCGCCGUGACAGCCUCCUCCUCCUGCGCCGAGGGCCGUGAGAAGGACUCGCUCAAGUCCAAGCCCCCCUACUCCUUCAGCCUCCUGAUAUACAUGGCCAUCGAGCAGUCCCGCAACAAGUGCCUGCCCGUCAAGGAGAUCUACAGCUGGAUCCUCGACCACUUCCCUUAUUUUGCCAACGCCCCCACAGGCUGGAAGAAUUCCGUGAGGCACAACCUGUCCCUGAACAAAUGUUUUCGGAAAGUGGAGAGGAAUCUGGGCAAGGCGAACGGGAAGGGAUCCCUGUGGUGUGUGGACCCAGAGUACAGACCCAACCUGAUACAAGCACUGAAGAAGCAGCACUUCCCAGCAGCACAUGCUUUCUGCACACCACCUGCCUCUCCUCCAAGUGGUUCCUCACCCCCUCGACAUUUGAUUCUUCAAGAUCAAGGAUGUUCUCUAAAAGAGUCUGAUAUUGAUGCUGCCACUGCCAUGAUGCUUUUAAAUUCUUCCCCAGAGCAACACAGGAUGCAAUGUGGCAAGCCUCAGCAGUCCAGAGCGCUGCCUCGAAAGAGGAGCUACAACCACCACCACCACCAUCACAGCAGCACCAGCACCAACAGCAGCAGGGUGCCAGGGGUGCAGGAUAACCCUAUCGAUCUCUCCCAGCCAGAAACAGCCGUCGUCAGCAACGACCCCAAGGAGGAUCACAACUACAGUGCCACGUUCCAGCGCUGCGCUUCGCACUCCAGCGUGUCGUCCCUGUCAUCCGUCGAUGAGGCCUACGAGUACACCUCCCAGGCGCGGCGGGCGGGCAGCGAGGGUUUCCAUAGCGACGAGGACUCGGACCUGGCGGAGGAGCUGGAGCAGGCCAAGGAUCGGCUGGGAGAUAGUGGCUACGGGUCCCAGCAGCGUGCAGCCAAGGGCCCAGCCAGCAAGAAGCCGCGCAAGGAAGUGAGGCAGGAGAUCGACGAGGAGCUGAAGGAGGCAGCCGGGUCCUUGCUGCACCUCGCAGGCAUUCGCACGUGCUUGGAUGCCUCGAGGCGCAAGGCCAAGAGCAAGAGCAAGAGCAAGAGCAAAAAAUAAGGAAGCCUACAAUUGUGUGUGUGUUUUUUUUUUUUCUUAAUGUUUUUUUUAAAUACAAAAGAUGUUAAAAUACAUUAAAAGAAUCCCACAUGGCAAUAUUAUCGUUCACAAAGGAGAUCAAAGCCAUAUUGAGACUUUUACUAAGAAAAAUGACAAACACCAAGAACUGCCGUGAACAUUUUCAUCCAUUUUUUCUUUUUAUAUAUAUAUAUAUAUCUAAAAACAAACAAAGCAAAAAAAAAAAAAAAAAAACACGUUUCAUAACUAGUACAAUUGCAUGCUUCCUUCCCAUACAGUUUCUCGGUAUACAAUGAAACUAUUUAAACAAGGAUGAAUGCAUGGAUAUAAAAUACAAAUCCAAACACCUGCCCAUCAUCUUAGUAGUUGUAGUUUUGAUUUCUCCUUUAAAAAAAACAAAAGAGGAAUAAAAAUGUUGCCAUUUUUUUCUGUUAGAAGACGUUGUUAGAGAAUUAAGAUACAAAGCAAAAUGCAAUAAUAAUUGUUCCAAAACAACCCUUUUAGUUUUAUUUUUGAAUUAUUUGUUUAGUUUUUUUUUUUGUAAAGAUACUACAGUGUGGAUUGGAGACACAGUUUCAUGAAGAGACGUGGAUGAAGUGUGUUUUGGACUUUGGCUUCCUUAGAAAACAGAUUGCAGCAGUUCCAUAUCUUGCUUGCCUUGUUUUUGGACUGAAAAGGAGAGAAAUUGAAAAGAUUUGUCGGAAGAUUUGUCUGGGGGGGUGGGGACGGGGCUGCAAAUGGUGGAGUCAAUGCAGCAGAAAUGGAAUUUCUAACCACAGCAAAUUUGCUCCUUUUAAAUAAGUCAGAAUUGUGUAGGAAAGGAACACGGAGAAACCUGUAUUUAACUGUCAAAUUUAUGACCAGGGUAAACCAAUGCAGACAUGUUUUAUAUUAAAAUGUGCAGUAAAACGGGACAUCAGCCCCAUGUGGAAAGAAAACAUUAUACUCUAGAUAUUACAAUUACAAGGUGGCAUAUGCAUUUACAUAGGUGUUCCAUAUAUUUUAAAAUAUAAUUUGAAUAAGCCAUAUAUUUAAAAUAUGUGAAACUUAUACAACAUAAAAUGAAACGGGAGCUUUCUUUGAGGAAACGUCUUUACUUUUGAUAGAGUAGACCUGCAAUUCUGAAAUGGUGGUACCCUGUCAAUUGUGUCAGAUUGGGGACUCUCGCGGUCAUCCCUGUGUCGUCUGCAUGACAGUCAAAGCAGCUGCCCUCUCAAUAUUUCUCCUUGUUUCUUGUUCUGUUUUGGCUUACUGAUGUUCUAUUAUUAUUAAUAUUGCUCAUUAUUCUUAUUAUUUUGAUGAUGUUGUUGGUUUAUUGUUUCAGUGAAAGAUGUUUAGACAUGCUGGGUGAGUUUUGAGUGCUGGUGUAUUGCUUUGUCCAGUCCUCACCAAGGUGCCCUGCUUCUCGUUUCUUCCACCACUGUCACUGCCACACAGUGUGCAAUGUUACAAAAUGGGCGUUUGGGAGGGCUCUGACUCUUUAUUACAGGGCCUUCUGUAAAGGGAUAAUUACCCUAGCUUGUUAUUUUCGCUUUUUACUUUUAUCUGCAUUUCUUUUUUUCCUUGAGCUCGUUCAGAGUCCAAGGCCACUCUUUACUGUCUGUUCGACUCCUGUGCUUAAUGUUUGAAUGCUGGCAGAUAACAACAGAUUGUAAUGCUGAGUAAAAGCCGGGAUAAUUACCCAUUUCAGUACUUUUCUAUAGAUUUACUCCCAGGUACAGCUGACUUCCCCAUGGAUUCUUACACGCACACUCCCAUGGCGAAGGUCCAACUGGGCGUUUGCGAAUCAUGGUAAUAAGAAUUAAACAUUCAACUGUAUUUAAUUAUUUUGUAGUAAAUUAUUAAAUUAUCUGACUUUGUGGAAAGCUGUAGUAUGUGUUGCCUUUUACUAAUAUAUAUAUUAUUAUAUUAUGAGACGGCCUAUCUGCCUGAACAGCUUUUUCCAAUUGUAAUGAAACUUGGUAAGGACAUUCCUUAGUUAAUGGUAUUACCAGAGUUUGGGGAUGAAUGGAAAAGGCUGUCCAUCCGCCUGUACAUUUACAUUUUUACAUGUACAUAUUGGUCGAUAUAGGUCAGUACUUAUUACUGUAAUUUUGAUUUACAAUCAUUAAAAUAAUAGUAGGUUUACAUUUAAAAUAUUUCAAAUCACCACUUUAGAAAAAUAAAUUGAAUAGUCAUUUAGUGCACUGCACUAAGCAAAAUAUGCCCAGAAUCUUUAAAUUGUGACAUAUUGUACGUUGUGUGGUAGCAGCUCUGCCUUCUAAGAAUCAUGACUGUGUCAAGAAUGACGACAUUUCAGUUGCUUUACCCUGCCUAAUGUGAUCUAAUGGACAGUAAAGAUGUGGUUUAGACCUGCUGUUUGUCCUGUAUGUAGCUGAAAUUGGUUUAACUGCCACGUACUGGGGAAAGAAAGGGGUUGAACUUGCGAUUAGUGCACUGAAAGCUAGAAAAUUAAAUUAGGAAAUGCUGCCUAAAGCUGCUGUGCUUGUCUGUGUGAAAAAUCUUGGUUUUGUAACUGGACAUUCUUAUAAAUCAACAAUGUCACCUUGUGCUUUGCAUUUCCUGCUGGAAUCUUGGGAAAAUCUCAAAAAAACAAGGAGUCAUAGGAGAAGCAGGGAUUGCCUGUCUCAGGGCUGCUGGGAGAUUAAGUUCUUGAGAAUUCUGACUUGCUGGGUUUCCUUUGAGUCACGUGAUCAUGAUGAAAACCGUUUCCAUUUCUGAAACUGUGAAGAAUGCAAUGUUAGAAAAAAAAAAUGUAUAGAUUCUAUUUUCAUGAAAUUUGUUUCAUUACCAAGAGGCAAGCAUGGCAAGUAGAAGUGGAUUUAAGGUAAAGACUGGAUAAAUAUAACCGAGGGAGUAGGAGAGGAGGGUGGAAAAAUGUUUGACCUAGCCUGGUGACCUUUAAAUCCCAGUGACUCCCUCCAAGUAUUUGGGAAGCUCUGAAACAUACCUGUAGAAACUAGGGCAGCACAGAACUUCUUUUUAAAAAUGCGACUGACCUGAUUUUCUUAGUUUCCCAGGUUGUGGUAAAUUAGCAAAACUGACUGGUUCGGCACUUAAAACUGUGAAACAUUUGCCAUGUUACUAAAAACAAGUUCAACCCAUUUUAGCCAGUUGCAUAGUAUUCCCCAAUUUGAAAGUUACUUUGAUGUUUGGUGUAGUUCGGAGUUUGUGUGUGUGUGUGUGUGUGUGUGUGUGUGUUUUUUUUUUUCUUGUUUAUUUUAGUUAGCUAGUUAAAACCAUUCGAAAUUAUUUAAAAAAAGGAACAAAAAAAUAAACAAAAAAACAACUGCCUUGUAAAAUGUAAGUGUCAGAUGUCUUUGUGUUAUUGUUCCUGAGGAAUAAUUCGGCAGCCAACGUGUAACAGUGCCAUUACCAGAUCCCGACACAGUUUCUCAAGGGUGUUGUAUUUUUAGAUUUUAUUUUGUACUUCUUGUAAAGAAGAUCAGUGAAGUCUAUCACAUACAAGGGGGUAUAUAGAACGGAUGUAGAUGCAGGGGUUCAAGGUACAGCAAUGUCACCUACAAGUAUUUCUUUUCUUAAGCCAAUUUGCCAGAAUGACCAGGUUGUGUAUUGUUAUAUAUUUGCCAUAUAAUAUUAACAUUACCUGAUUAAGUGAUAUAGGGUUGGUGAAGUAAAUCUUGCAGAUAAUCAAAGUUUGAUUACGGGACUUUUUUUUUUUUUUUUUUAAGGUUAUACUAACUUAAAGCUGCCAAUACAGUAUCUGUUUGUGUAACUAUGAGUUAAGCUGUCUGCAGUGUCUGUCAGACAGACAAACUUUUUUUUUUGUAUGCUAACCUCUGUUAAUAAAAUGUUUAUAAAGUUUAUUUUCACCAAAGAUAUGCAAUUGCAUUAUAUAUGGUAUUGCUGAAUAAAAUGUUCUUGUUUUAACAAU
Messenger RNA from Acipenser ruthenus (sterlet), 5462 nucleotides. Its product is annotated as forkhead box protein N2-like. The record is from RefSeq and is a predicted model, not a curated record. Gene Ontology annotation, biological process: regulation of DNA-templated transcription. The coding region runs from base 212 to 1549 and encodes 445 amino acids. Gene Ontology annotation, molecular function: DNA-binding transcription factor activity; cis-regulatory region sequence-specific DNA binding. Gene Ontology annotation, cellular component: nucleus. The transcript has 6 exons. Lineage: Eukaryota; Metazoa; Chordata; Actinopteri; Acipenseriformes; Acipenseridae.